AUGCAAUUUUUUCUGGAGCUGUCACGGCUCUUGCCUGCGGCAGUGCUCCUUGCUUGUUUCUAUCUCACUGUUUUGUUCACACUCAAUCGAGUCAGUUCUCGCGUGCGGAUUAGUUGGUGGUCUCUAUUAUCGCUGGGAGGGAUUUGCGUUUCUCAAGAUAGACUGGAGGUCUCUGUUGGAAGAGCAGGAUUAGCUGUCAACUUCAGGGCUUUGCUCAGAAAGGUGAGUGCAAGAGACAAGUUCAUCUCCAUUAAUGUCAGCAAUGUUUAUGUGAAGCUGCCUAGUUUGGGUGAUUCGAACACCACGAACAGUAAGAAAUCACAUAAACAGAAAAAGAACUCAUCAAUAGACUCAACCGGUGCUCUGGCCACCAUCCUGAAACGGUGUUUUCAAUUCAGGCGAUUUCUAUUUCCGUUCCAGGUUUCGAUUAAAGAUAUAACCGUCGAGCUUGCUCCGGGAAUAAAGAUUGAACUGAUUGAACUUUUAACGACUCUCGACCUCACAGAUGAUCAACAGCCCACGGUGUCUGUUUCGUUCAAGGACCUUGCUGUGGGAACUGACAGCAGUUCUGCAUCUGUCAAGAUCUUCACUGAGCUGCUGAUUUCAGGCCGUGCAAAAUACACUUCUGAAGCUCCUACAAUCAAAGACACACAUAUGGAUGUGUUUCUUUCUGGUGUGGAUAUCAAAUUGGAGGAGUUGACUCCGCUAUUGGGAACGUUGAGGUCGAAUGCAAAUGGUGGAAAUGGCCAAAAUGGCGAAAGCACGAGUGAGAAAGCAGUCCUAGAUUUCACAAAAAUCAGAUCUGCGUUGAACCGAUUCAUGGAUUCUUUCUCCGAGUGUGUCCUCCGUAUUCACGAGUGUUCUAUAUCGUUAUCCUCCACCGUGUUUUCCGUCCAGUCGGUCUACGUAGUUGGAAGGGGAAUGGGUGCUGGUAACCCAGUUUCUACGAAACUUUCCGACUCGAGUCUGGCCGUGUUUGGAAGCCGUGGGAAAUGCGAGCUGUUAACCUCGAUAACUUCCCUCAAGAUCUCAGGGGCGCAAACCAAGAACAUGACGUACGUUCCGUUUUUCAGCAUGUUGAACUACGUGGACGUCCUGCACAUUGUGGACUUUUUCGAGAAUGAAAGUGCCAAGACAGAAGACGCUUUUAUCAGAACAAUAGUCACCUUUAACAAUCCAACGUUUGCCUGGAACCUGACUGAAAUGCAUGAAAAUGCGCCUGAUAUCAAAAGCCAGACUGACAGUCCAGUUCCGAGCAGAACGAGCAAAAUACCCAAGAAAUUAUUUCUGCUGCUCCAAAAAUGCAAGCUCCGAGUGUACUUUUUGAACGCUGACUUCAGAAUAAACAUGUCAUCCAGACUCACUCUGAGUUUCACUUCGACUGAGGUUUCGUUGGACCUCGGAGAAUACCAGCAAUCGGAACCAACGUUCUCAGAAGAGUGUUCGGCAGAUACACCCGAAAUCGAGCUGUCACUGAAGACAAGACAUAUCUCUAUCGCAUACUAUUUGGAUGAUAAAUCGAGAGCUUCAUUUUUCAGCAUUAAAAAUGCAUCCUCAACAGCAGUUGUCACAAUUCCCAAAGAUACAAACGAUGAUCAUAUGCUGGAGGUCCACAACCUCAACUCAGAAGUUAAUGAUAUAGUGUGUUUGCUGGAUGAUGUGGACCUAUUUUUUGCAUUUGCUGAAGUUUCUAGAGCAGUUUCGGAGUCCAAACUCAAACGCCCAGCAUCACCUACUGCCUCACCUACGACCAAAAAACCAAAGUUGGUUUCCGUUGUGCAAAGCAGAUUGUCUUUCAAACGGAGCAAGUUCUUGGCUUCCUUCAAGAACCCACGCAAGUUCUAUAACAAUGUUGACUAUACAGAGCUUAACUCAUAUGCCCGUGGAUUUGAGUUGACCUUUGAGGAGUUGGAUAUUGUGCUCAGGAAGGACAAGCUGAUUGAUGUAAAUCUCAACUCAUUCAUUGGGGUUCUGAUUACCGAUAUCUCCAAGAGAGCAGUUAGCCGAACACCUUUUGUGAAGUGCUCCAAAACAGUCGGACAUAUUUGUCCGCGCUUGACAGAGCUGAAUGUGAUAUUGCCCGUUGUGGAGCUCAAUAUCGACAUUGAAACCGUCUGGACGCUCCUCUUUGUCAAGGCAAUCAUUUCUGCUGUUCUACCCGAAGCAAGUCCAGACCAUAAACUCAUAUCGAAGGCUCCAAAACGACAUGAAAAUGGAGAAGCCAAACUCAGGCCCAAAAUGUCAUGGAGUGUUGACCUUGGGGUGCUGAUUGCCCACUGGAAGUUGCCUUACGAGGAAGAGCUAUUGAUCGAACUUGAUACACUCAAGGUGGCACCAUCAUCUAUCGCCGAACCGCAUGGUUUCAACUCGAGUCUCUCGGUGAUGAGGCUUUACGUCCCUAGUACCUUUGUCAAGAAAGGAUGGAGUGCUUUGCUGGAGCUCACUCACGUGGAUGUUUUUGUGUUCUCGGAUCACGGAGAUCCCGACCAGGAGUUUGCUGCUAUCAAAGCAACCAUGAUCAACAUUUCUGUUCCACUUGAAUACAUGUUGUACAAGUCUUUGGACAACGUUGUAUCGUUUUUCAAGAGUUCCAGACAGAUAUCAGUCAAUUUUGAAGACCUUAUGAGUCCUGAUGCUAGCGAAAAUUACCGUAUGAAAAAGAUUAUGCCUCAUCCGGUGAAGCCUCUCAAAAUGCCGAAGGUAAGGAUAGAAGCUGAUGCUUUCAAUUUCUUAUUUUCGGAUGAUCCUUUCGAGGUCAAGCUAAACAGGAUCUAUCAACUUGGUUUAAUUGAACAACUUUCCCGGAUGAGAAAGCAGGCCAAAUUUGAAGAAACUGAAAAGGCUAUUCUUAAAGAGGUUGAAAGACGGCGCCUGGAGAGGAUCAACGGCACUGGUGCGAAGAAGACAGCCUCAUCACCACUUGGAAACAAUCAUCAGAAGGUUAGAUCUCUAAAGUCGACCGUGCUUGGAAUCAAGAUCGAUCCAAAUGUUAAUAUGCCGUUGGUCCAGAACGAGCACGAUCAAGAGUACAGAGAAAUGGAAGAGGCAAGGAAAACUAUAGAGAAAGCCAGAAGAAAGCUUUACGCAAAUAUCAGCAGAUCCUGGAUAACAAGGUUUGAAGCAUCAGAGGAAGAAAAAGCACAGGCUUUACAUCAUCUGUCAGAGCAGUACCAGGGAAAGAAAGUUCCAGCUUCAGCCGAGUUGCUUGAAAGAUUCAAGAUAUUUGAGCGAGACGAAGGAUUUCCCCUUUUUGUUGCGAGGUUCACCAACUUGGAGCUGGUUCUAGAUGUCCCUCAAUCGUUUGAGCUUGAUAACUACGCCAAGUUUCUCCAUGACAGAGGUGACGGAAUGCCAACAGACAUGGAAUACUCAAUUCUGAUCCCAAUGAACUUGAGCAUAAGAUGCAAAACUGUGCAUGUGAGGGUUAAAGACUACCCCUUGCCAAUGCUUUCGUUUGUGUCAGGUAAAGAAAAUCCGAUUUUGAUUAACGGUGAUAUUGUCAUUGCAGAACAGAUGGCGAUAGUCGAGGAGCUGAGAUGGGUCUUUGUUUCGCUAGUGUCUCAAUACAAGGAUCCAGAGAAGAAAGAAUGUCUUUAUGCCAUGAAUGUUCCACGGACGCUCACAGCAGUGAAGGUUUAUAUGGACAUGCAUAUCAAGGUGGACUCCGAUAUUGCCAGUUCUAUUUCGUGGUCUGAAUCAUACCAACCAGGCCUAGGAUAUGCUAUGAGUGCCUUUGAUGUUCUAUCCAAGCCACCCUUGGAUAUUUCACCAAAGAUCGGAUUCUGGGACAAGUUUCGUUUGAACAUGCAUGGCCGUUUCAAUUUUGAUUUCACCGGUGAUUUGAACCUGUUCAUCAAGAGUACGGCUUGCCCUUAUGAUCUCAUUGGAACUGCAGCGGGGUUUGUCUUCAGCUGGCAAGAUGGUGUGAAUCUGAAAAUCAACUAUUCAGCCAGUCCCGAGGAGUUCCUCGUCGUUCAAAGCAACAAAUUUGAAAUCGGAGUGCCGAACUUUUCGAAUCUUCAGAGAGAGUAUUGGCUUUUAGCAAACACCCAAGGGAAGGGAAUUAACUUCACUCUACACAAAAAGGUGAUGAAAUUGAAUGCCGCUCCGGUUGUCUGGAAAAUGGGAUUUUUAUUCGAGAGAGAUACCCAGCUUGACGGCUACGUUAUACCUGGAACCACUCCAAGAACGUCUCAACUAGUACCCCACUAUGAGGUGAGAUUGAGGAAUCCAAGCACAUUCAACUCUGACAUCGAGAGAAAGUCUUGGGACUCUUACAGAGGAUUCAAAAGCAGAUACAUUCAUAUGUCUAUUUCGGUGGAGAGUUCGGGAGACAAUGCCUAUAGUUCGCUUCAUCUAUCGCCUAUGUUGUUCCGUCAUUUCUUUGCUUGGUGGGAAUCUUUUAGUCUGAUAUCCUUGCCAAUAAAGGAGGGAAAAAUCUUCAGACACCCGGACUUAGACUACAGAAAGAAGCCGAAAUUUGGCAAGUCAAUGUUCACAAUAAAGUAUAAGCUCAAUCUGGCGCCUCUAUUUCUGUCGCACAUAUAUCGCCAUGCCUCUUCUGAUGAUUUCAAGUCAGACAACAAAGUGGCCUUCACCGGUCUGAAGUGCGCAAUUAAGAGAUUUACUAUGGAUCUUCAUCAGAGAAAGCAGGAGUUCAGGCUGGUGAAAGACGAGCUGGGAUUGUGCAUGACUGACUGGCACCUGAAGAUGAACCAAGGAGAGCUUGAUUUGGAAGAGGCAGACUUGAGACUUCUCACUGCUGUUUUCAAUGAGAGAGCAGUGCAAGGGUACUUGGCUAAAGCAUUUGGAAUUGAUUCGUCCUCAUCUCAUUCUCAGACAAACGAUUCAUACACUUCAAAGUCGGAUUUUUCCAAGAACAAGAAUGUAUGGUGGGAUCUGGACGACUUUAUAGAAAUUGAGCAGCCUGAUUUGAAAUCAGAUAACCCCAAGUGGGAGAUCAUUCCGUUUGCGUCAUCGCCGAGAGUUUCAUACUUCAGGCAAGCACCUACGCCUGACACCAAGUAUCCAUUCGGAGAAGAAUGGUCUCAUGAAUGUCUGAUUGGAAAAAACCACCCAGAACGAACCCAAGAAACUUUGGCUAGGCAAAGGCAGGUAGAGAUCGAGAAAGAAAUUGGGGUGGUGGAGUCUUCUCUGGACUCGCUUCACUUGAGCGGAAUCAAGGAUGCUGGAACCACAAAUCGCAUACGCGACUUGAAUAGGCAAUUGGAGAGUUUGAAACAUUCGCUACAUGUGAUUCGUUCCAUCCUCGAUGAUUUGGCUGAAGGGAUGUUGCCAGAAGCAGACGAGUUCAGUUUGGAUACCGAGCAAUCGGAGUUGGGAAGAGAGCUCAGCACAACUAGAAGUGGCUCCAUAUACUCCACCGAUUCCAAGGCUCUACGUUUGUCCAAGACGCAAUCUGCCAAAGAGUCUUUUAUCUCCAUGAGAAGGACCUCAGUUGGUCACUCGUCUCCAUUCUGGAACCGUUUUAUUGUUCACAAUAUGUUGCUGAGCUGGAAUUCAGAGUUGAGUGAAAAAUUGUUGCGCUACAUCUACAAUGUGAGUGAGAGAAAGAGCUUAUGCUUCUACCUCACCAGAAAGGCCGUGACUUUGGCCGAAGAGCUUAUGAAAGAAGCUUCUUCUUCUGAUCGAACCAAUUGCGGUUCGAAAUCCAACUUGGAUUACGAAUUUCGAUCGCCAAAGGAAAGUGUUGAUGAGUUUGACGAUGUCAUCGAGGACUAUCCUCAUGAAAACGCCAAAGUGUUUGAUACCUAUUUGGUCAAACUGAUAUCGCCACAAAUUCGCCUCAUCAGCAAAAAAGAUGCAGAUAAGUGUCUACUAUUGGCCUCCAGAGAUGUGACUUUGAAAGUGGUCAAGGUUUAUUGUGGGGAUUCCGAACUGGAUGGGUCUGCUGGUGGAGAAUCAGAUCUAGCCUAUUUGAUCCAAACGAGAUACGGAUUGCUAAUGAACGAUGCUUUAGUUUAUGUGUUGGAUAAGCAGAAGAUGAUCCACAGAGAGUACGGAUUCUUUCACUUUGACGAAGAAAAAAACUGGCCACCUUCAUUGCCAAUUGAGAUGUGCUAUGAUGGUUCGGCUUUAACUGUUGCCUUGUGUAUUGAAAAACAAUCAUUUGGGUUUAUCUACUACAAGCCCAAUCCUCUGUUUUUGAGUCAUGAUGUCUCGAAUGCAUCCACAAUGAAGUACUUCCAGGCCUUUUUCCCCAAGCUUGCAAUUAUAAUGGACAUGGAGCAGUACCAGGUCAUCUACAACAUAGCCAAUGACUUGCUUGCUUUCAGUGAUCCCGAAAUCAAGAAGAACACCAACAGACUGGAGAAGCUUCUUUCUGCAACCGAGACUAACGAUUUUACUGGAAUGAGCGAAAAGGUGGAGACUCUACAGAAGGAAGUGAGGAUCCUGAACAGGAUCAAGCUGGUGAUGAAGAUGCUCGAUUCUGGAGAUUCCAAGAUACACAGCGACGAUCUCCUGAUCAUAGAUAUUGAGCUUGAAAAGCUUCUGUUAGAGCUUUCUGUUACGAUGCAGAUUCUGCAGAAGGCCCAGUCAUUGUUGGAUGUGGAGCAUAUGGAGCUUUCCAAAACGGUUAUCACCUUUGACCAGAUCAUUCUACACCUCCUGGACGAAGAACACAAGCCUUUUGUGGAUAUCGCUAUUGCACAAACUUUCUUCGCCAAGCUGGCUGCGCCUGAUGCUUCUAGUACUAACCAGAUCAGCAUCAGACUCAUACAGGUAUUCGACUUGCAUGGAGGAUGCAAGUAUCCUCAGAUUUUGUCUCCAAGAGACGCGCAGUCUGUUCAAGGUGAGAAGCUGCCCCCAAUGCUGUUUUUGGAGUGGAGGAACCUGCAGCCUGUGGGUGGCAUUGGAGUGAUCGACAAGUCUUUGAUCAGAUUGCAACCUAUCAUUUUGGAAAUUGACCAUUCAACUGCUAAGAAGCUUGCGAAGUUCUUUGAGCUAGGUGACGCUGCAAAGACCAAAGCGGAUUCGGACAGCGAUGUUGCUAGUUUGUUUUCUGACUCGGAUGCCGAGAGUUUUGACUCAAAACUUUCGCCAGUUCUAAGCUCAUCGUCGUCUUCUAUCACAUCUUCCCAAACCCAUGGUUCUAAUCCAGUCUCCAAGCUCAAGAGGAACUUUUUGUCACUUCGCAGAAAGAACUCGGAUCAUGCAAGCAUAGCUUCGUCUACCGUUGACGACUCCGUCUCGUUUAGUGAAGAAAGAAAGAGUCCCACUUCUGAUAGCGGUGUUAUUGAAAUGGUUGAACGGUCUUCCAAAUACAAGCUGUGGAAUCUCAUUGACAUGGGAGAAGCUACCAUUUGCAUCAGUUUCAAAGGAACAGGCCCUCUUAGCAUCAUCAACGUGGAACGUCUGGUGCUGAAAAUCGCUCCAAUGAAAUACACCAACAAGAUGUGGUCAAAGGAAGAGUUGUUUAUGCAUAUGAGAAAGGAAAUCUUGAGGAGCGUCCUUCGCCAUACAGGAAAGUUCAUUGGGAAUAAGCUGGUCAAACAUACACCCACCAGGACCGCUGUUGCCCUUCCCCAGGUUAAGGACUACAACUCUUAUACAAAGUUUGACGAUUUAGGAGCAAAGCCUACAAAAGAGGAUACCAGGAUAAUUCAGCAUGGCCAUGAUCAUAUAUAUAGCCAUCAUCACAGGCCUGCUCACACCAAGUUUGACCCUGCUCUGCUGGAACCAGUUAGUGCUGCUGCCCGGCACAAGCCUCAUCACAGUCAGAGAACCGAGCCGGUUGACAUCAACACCGUUUUCGAGGCGGUAGAUGACGUUGAAGACGUUGACAACGAGAACUAG
This is a messenger RNA of Kuraishia capsulata CBS 1993, 7818 nucleotides long. RefSeq lists its product as uncharacterized. The record is from RefSeq and is a predicted model, not a curated record. The coding region runs from base 1 to 7818 and encodes 2605 amino acids. NCBI's taxonomy places the organism in Eukaryota, Fungi, Ascomycota, Pichiomycetes, Pichiales, Pichiaceae. The transcript has a single exon.